CCAUCAAAAAAAAAAAAAAAAACAAAGAAAACACAGAAAUAACAAACCUUCUCUGCUUACAGGCAAAUUAUCUCAAGCAAUGAAGGUUAACUUGCUUGCCCUCUUCUUCCUACUCUUUGCUUUCAUAUCAGCCAAAGCUGGUCCUUUGGUUGACACUGAAGACAGCCCCAUCAGAAAUGGUGGCUCAUAUUACAUCCUCCCAGCCCUCCGGGGACUCGGCGGUGGCGUCAGCCUUGCCGCCACCGGCAACGAAACUUGCCCUCUUACCGUUGUUCAAACCAUCAACGAACUGUCCAAUGGUUUGCCCACCAGACUUUCUUCUCCUCACAGAAUCGCUUAUCUCCGCACAGACUUUAAUUUGGAGUUCACCGUCGUAGCACCACCAAAGUGCGCAGCCCAACCGGCAAAAUGGACGAUUGUCGGCGGAGACGAUGAGAUAAAGCAAGUGAAACUUGCUGGUUACGAGGAUACCCUGCGUGGUUCGUUUAGAAUCCAGACAUAUCGUGGUUUGACCUACAGGAUUGUGUUCUGUUCCACUGAUGAAGAUUCUUGCAGUGCUCUUGGGAUUUCCAAGGACGAUAAAGGACACAAGAUUUUUGUUAUUAACGAUGAUGACCCUUUCAUCGUUGUGUUUGGCAAGGCUGAAUCAUCUGCUGAAUGAAGAGCGUACUAUACUAUCGAAAUGCUGAUGAAGCCACUGCGCAUUGCAAGUAAAAUAAAAUAAUAAUGCUUCAUGUGCUUUCCUUUUCUCCAUCUGUAUCUGAAGCCUAACAUAAAUAAAAUCAUGUUCCAAGUGCUUCCUCUU
This is a messenger RNA of Neltuma alba, 805 nucleotides long. Its product is annotated as trypsin inhibitor DE5 alpha chain-like. Gene Ontology annotation, molecular function: endopeptidase inhibitor activity. Lineage: Eukaryota; Viridiplantae; Streptophyta; Magnoliopsida; Fabales; Fabaceae. The transcript has a single exon. The record is from RefSeq and is a predicted model, not a curated record. The coding region runs from base 80 to 661 and encodes 193 amino acids.